UUAUAAAAGAGGCUGCCACAGGCGACACUUUGCUCUCUGUCAGCACUGCUGCCUUCUGCUAGCUGUGCUGCCGGGCGCUGUUGCCAGCGUAAGCGUUAGCGUCAGCGUCAGCGUCAGCGAAAACACUCGGCAUACGCAAAACAAAUACAAAUUUUCGAAAUACAUUUUACGCGCCCGUGUGCGCGUAUGUGUCUGUUAAUGCUCGCCCUGUGUGCGUCUGUCUGUGUGGCUGCCUGAGUCUGUCUGUCUGCGUCUGCCAGUGUAAGUGUGUGUGAGUGAGUGUGUGUAAGCGUGCUUUAGUAAGCGUGCGAACGGUACGAGGAACGGAAUUACGGUGAAAAGCUUUGGGCAAUCUCCGCAAGCCCAAAACACACACCCACGCGCGCAAAACAACAAAAAAAAACGCAAACGAAACGGAACGAGCCAGCGAGCUCACAAAAAACACACACGCGUAGAUAUACUAAGGACACGACAUUAAAAUGGUGCAAACCACUGCAGAUGCCAUGGACUUCAAGGAGCGACUGAUAGCCAGCGUGAAGAAGGAGGUCAAGCAGCUGAUGGAGGAGGCGGUCACCAAGAAGUACGUUCACGAGGAGAGCAGCUCGGUGACCUCACUCUGUGGCGCUGUGGAGGCCUGCCUGAGCCAGGGUCUGCGCCGGCGGGCUCUCGGCCUCUUCAAAACCUCCUCGACCACGGCGCUGCUGCACAAGAUCGCCAAGAGCUGCCCGGAGGCGGAGCACAUCAGCAAGCUAGUGCAGGAGAUCGAGGCCAGUGACCCCAGCAAGCGAUCCUCAAGCAGCUCCGACAGCUUCCAGCGUCCCCCGAUGCUGAAGAAGAGCAGCAGCCACUCGAUGUCCGGCAGCAACCAGGUGGCGGCCAGUGGCUCCUCCGCCUCCGCCUCGGCGUCGGUUAGUGUCAGUGCCAGCAACUCCAGCAUGUCGUUGGCCAGUUUGAAAUAUCUGUGGAUCCGCCUGGCCUUGUACGAGAAGCGUCUCACCAAGAUCAUAGAGUACUUGGUCUGUAAUGCCAGCAGCUUCUACGACCGCGACUCUCUGGUGGCCGACCCGGACUAUGGAUCCAUCCUGAGCUCCCUGCUGGUGGGUCCUUGCGCCCUGGAGUUCACGCGCGCCAAAACAGCCGAUCACUACUGGACCGAUCCGCACGCCGAUGAGCUGGUGCAACGUCAUCGCAUCAGCUCGUGCCGGCGCUCCUCAUCGACCUGCUCGCGGCCGGCGAUCAUCAACUUCAAGAGGAGCCUCAACACCUCCUCGGACGAGGCCAGCAGCGGCUCCUUCAAGUCGAUCGCCUCGGCCACCGUGGCCAAGGACUACGUGGAGUCCUUGCACCAGAACGCCAAGGCCACGCUCCUCUACGGCAAGAACAACGUCCAGGUGCUGCCCAAGAACGUGGCCGAGCCGAUGCCCGGCUACCUGAGUCUCCACCAGCACAUCCAGACCCUCACCAUCAAGUGGACGCCCAACCAGCUGAUGAACGGCUACAACGAGGCCGAGGAGGAGGACAUCGACAAGGACGCCUUCUGGGCCUACGCCCUCAACAUCAAUGUGGACGAGAUCGUGUACGUCCACUGCCACCAGAGCAGGGGCGAGGAUAGCGGCGGCACUGUCAUCCUUGUGGGACAGGAUGGCGUCCAGAGGCCUCCGAUUCACUUUCCGGAGGGCGGGCACAUGCAGCAGUUCCUCAGCUGCCUGGAAACAGGUCUCCUGCCGCACGGCCAGCUGGAUCCGCCUCUCUGGUCGCAGCGGGGCAUCGGCAAGAUGUUCCUCUGGCCGCGGAGCAUGCGACGGCGCAUCCUGCCCUCGGUCAUGGAGUCCGUGGACGAGACACCCAUUGAUUAUGUCUUUAGGAUUGUCAGCAAAAGCAGGCACGAGGAGUUUGCUGCCACCCACUCCAUCCUGGACUUUGUGAGGAGUACUCCGCGACGUGCUCAGCUUAGCAGCUGCUCCACCACCGGCAGCAGCGACUGCUCCAACAAGAGCCUCUCCAUUGAUCAGUUCCCCCUGGAGUCGCCGCUCCUCCUCCAGCAGCAGCAGCAGCAACAACAGAUGCUCCAGCAGAGCACCAGCAUUGAGAUGGUCUGCUCCACGAUGAGGCGCCAGAUCAUCUCCCGGGCCUUCUACGGGUGGCUGGCCUACUGUCGCCACCUCUCCACCGUGAGGACACAUCUCUCCGGCCUGGUGCACGGCAGGAUCACGCCAGAAAUGAAAGCUGACGAGGAGGGCCUGACCAAGCAGCGUUGGGAGCUGUUGAACGUGGACGGGGUGCUGGAGAACGCCACGGAGUUCUACCGCCUGGUCUACUUUGGCGGAGUCCAGCCCGAGAUGCGGCAGGAGGUGUGGCCCUACCUCCUGGGACACUACGCCUUCGGCUCGACCCCGGAGGACCGGAAGAAGCAGGACGAGACCUGCAAGCACUACUACGAGACCACGAUGAGCGAGUGGCUGGCCGUGGACGCCAUCGUCCAGCAGCGGGAGAAGGAGAAGACGGCCCGGGCGGUGGCCAAGCUGAGUUCCGGAUCCAACAGCGGCAACGACAGGACAGUCAGAGCCGUGGACCUGGACCUGGGCGGUGGGGAGCUGGAGAACGAGGUCUUUGAGGAUAUAUCCGAUAUAUCCGAUCCGGGCGACCUCGAGUUCGACGAACAGCAGCAGCAGGAGGGCGGAGGAGCUGGAGGGGCCGCUGCCGGGGGUCUGGUCACCAGCCUAAGUGGCAUGCACCUGAGCGUGAAGCCCAUUCCCAGGUCGAUGAAGACCAGCACGGACUCGGGCCACGUGGACGAGGGCGAGAGUUUCAACGAGCUGGACGAGGACCUGGACCUGGAGCACGAGCAGCCGGAGAAGCAGGCCCAGCUGGCCAAGGCCGAGGAGCCGGAGGAGCAAGGCACGCCCCCGAAUCCCGAGCCAAGCUGCUCCACAUCCACGGCCUCCUCGUACGAGACAGUGGGCCUGGGCGGAGCUCAGACCACCACGCGUAGUGUCCUAAGUCCGGAGUACCUGAGCGCCGACGAUCUGCAGCUGCCGGAGGACGAGGAUGCAGUGAAGCCUCAGCCGCAGGCAGCCGCCGUAAUUAUCACAAAGGCCUCCGUUGACAUAGCCAACUGGGAGCGAAGCCCCAAGGCGGGAGGACAGGGCGAUCAGAUGACGCCGCUCGAGGAGUCACCCAGCGAGCCGGUAGGAGCCGGCCAAGGUGCUGGCUCCAAUCUGGAUGCUCUGCAGGAGCCCAAGUCGGCAUGUGCCUCGCCAGCCAGCUCCAAUGGCGGAGUCUACAGUAGCGAGCUCCUGGAGCAGUUCGGCCUGAAUCUGCACCGGAUCGAGAAGGAUGUCCAGCGAUGUGACAGGAACUACUGGUACUUUGCCAACGAGAACCUGGACAAGCUGCGGAACGUGAUCUCCACGUACGUGUGGGAGCACCUGGACGUGGGCUACAUGCAGGGCAUGUGCGACCUGGUGGCGCCACUCCUGGUCAUCUUCGACGACGAGUCCCUCAGCUACAGCUGCUUCUGCAAGCUCAUGGAGCGGAUGAUCGAGAACUUUCCCAGUGGUGGGGCCAUGGACAUGCAUUUUGCCAACAUGAGGUCCCUUAUCCAGAUCCUCGACUCGGAGAUGUACGACCUGAUGGACUCGAAUGGGGACUACACGCACUUCUACUUCUGCUACCGCUGGUUCCUGCUCGACUUCAAGCGGGAGCUCGUCUACGACGACGUCUUCGCCACCUGGGAGGUGAUCUGGGCGGCCAAGCACAUCGCCUCCGGGCACUUUGUCCUCUUCCUGGCCCUGGCCCUGCUAGAGACCUACCGCGACAUCAUCCUCUCGAAUAGCAUGGACUUUACCGAUGUCAUCAAGUUUUUCAAUGAAAUGGCUGAGCGUCACAAUGCCCAGGCAGUGCUGCAACUGGCCCGGAGCCUGGUACUGCAGCUGCAGAUGAUAAUCGAGAAUAAAUAAAUUGCAAUUAAAGAUUACUUAGAUCGUAGUUCCAAUGUCGUUUGCCAAAGAUUAAAGUCACUAAACUGGACUAACAGAUAAACAAUAAAUAUGUGUAGGAAUCGUUUCCGUUUAUUGAUCGAUGUCUUCGUUGAAAAAAUACCUUAAAAAAUGAAACAAGUUAAAAGAUAAAAGUAUUUAAAUAGAUGUAUGUAUAUGGAAUUCCAAAGUCCAAACCUGUAAGCUGUAAACUGUUAACUGUAAACAAUAUUAUAUAUUUUUAUGUGUACGUAAGUUCUUCCUAAAAAUCUCUAAACGCAUAUCCCCAAACUACAAUGGAAACUACAAAACAGGGGCCGAAAAUGCAAAAGACUCUCAACAAAAGAAUGAAAAUCUUAUACAUUGAAAUCCUUUUACAACCAAACCUUGUAUAGAACUCUGGAAUUCACAAUUUUUGCUCUUUAAAAAAAAAACAAAAAAGAAAAAUUAAAGAUAUACAAGAAUAUAUAUAUAUAUUAUACAAAAACAAAAAAACGAAAGUGCAACAUAAUUAUCACAUCAAUAUCAAAAAAAAACUAUCAAUAUAUAUCCUAAACACAUAUGAGAAAAGAAAUGGCUAAAUGUUUUUGGCUGGUUUUUUGAUAAUUUAUUAAAAGCACUCGACAAAGAUCAAAGAAAUAUAUAUAUUAUAUAAAUGUAGAAAGGGGAAAUAUGUUCCGAUUCAGAUUCAAAAUCAAAAACUCAACUCUCUGUACCAGCGAUUUAAUAUCCAAUUGUGUGUAACAAUCAAGGCCAACAAUAAAGUCACAGUCAAGUACCCUUCAAUUGCAACACAGAUAUACAUAUAUACUGAAUGUGUCUAUUAUCUGGAUAUAUAUAUAUAUAUAUACGAUAUAUAGUCUAUGUAAGCUGCUCUCUUGCCAAAACCCCAAUCUAUUCUUGUUUCUUGUAUUAUUUUUUAUAAAAAUAUAUAUAUUUAUGUAUAUUUACAAAGCCUCUACACUAUUAUACACCCGAGUAUAUAGAUAUGUUUAUAUGGAGUUUGUCUAUAUCUCUAUAUACUUUCCUCCUGUGUGAUCUCUCUCUACACUGAGUAUAAAUGUUGUGGAUUAUCAAUAUAACUUAAUUGUCACCUUUUUGUAAAUGUACCUUUCCUGGGCAUUCCCUCACUCUGCUCUGUCUGCUUCACCUCAAUUACCAGAUCAGAAAUAUAUAUAAAUAUACACCCACACGGUUAUAUGAAUAUAAAUAUAAAUUAUACAUAUAUAGCAUAAAUGUAUACAAGUACAAAACAAGCAGAGAAUGAAAUUAAUAAAUAAAUAAC
Messenger RNA from Drosophila bipectinata, 5262 nucleotides. RefSeq names its product trabuco (gene tbc). Gene Ontology annotation, molecular function: GTPase activator activity. The record is from RefSeq and is a predicted model, not a curated record. NCBI's taxonomy places the organism in Eukaryota, Metazoa, Arthropoda, Insecta, Diptera, Drosophilidae. Gene Ontology annotation, biological process: activation of GTPase activity.